Ostrea edulis (European flat oyster) is the source of this 6428-nucleotide messenger RNA. Its product is annotated as sialin-like. Bases 149 to 1621 code for a protein of 490 amino acids. The transcript is spliced from 13 exons. NCBI's taxonomy places the organism in Eukaryota, Metazoa, Mollusca, Bivalvia, Ostreida, Ostreidae. The record is from RefSeq and is a predicted model, not a curated record. Gene Ontology annotation, cellular component: plasma membrane. Gene Ontology annotation, biological process: transmembrane transport; monoatomic anion transport. Gene Ontology annotation, molecular function: transmembrane transporter activity.
GCCUGUUGGAUGAAAAAUAUAAACAACAGACAUGGUGGAGGGAAACAAGACAUGUGCAACCAUAUGGUGCCUGUAGAACAGCUCUGCGUAGUUUUAUAUGACAGGAAGGAGGAGUGUUUUACACAGCUAGACCAGAGCACUAGCUACCAUGGCAGAGAGUUCUGGAGAGAGGCGUCCAAUCACAGGGAUCUUUCACUCAGCAGAGGAACAUCAUGACCUGUGCAACAAAGAGUUUUCCCUGUUGGGUAGAUUCCCAAAGCGAUACAUUGUGGGAAUUAUGGCCUUUUUUGGCUUCUGCAACAUCUAUGCAUUGAGAGCAAACCUCAGUAUUGCGAUUGUGGCUAUGGUUGCAAAAUACAACGUAACUAACGAGUCCCGCACACUGAUUGAACCCGGGUUUGACUGGAGUCCUAAACAACAAGGUCUGAUACUGGGGGCUUUUUUCUAUGGUUACAUCUUUACUCAGCUGCCAGGAGGUUUUCUUGCGAAUCGAUUUGGAGGGAAGUUUUUGUUUGGGGGUGGAGUGUUUAUAACUGCAGUGUUAACCAUCCUCACACCAUUUUGUGCUCAACAGAAAAUAGCUCUGCUGGUUGCUGUCCGUGUACUGGAGGGACUUUGUGAGGGGGUUACUUAUCCCUCUAUUCAUGCUAUUUGGGCCAAAUGGGCACCACCUUUAGAAAAAACGAGAUUGGCAGCCUUCGCAUUUUCAGGUUCCUACAUUGGCACAGUGUUCUCCAUGUUAGUAUCAGGCGGUAUGUUUUCUGCUGGAUACAAGUGGCAAUCUAUCUUCUAUUUAUUUGGUGGACUCGCUAUACUGUGGUUUGUAUGCUGGUGUUUUGUUAUCGCUGAGAGUCCAGCUAAACACUCCACUAUUACGGACACUGAACUCGAGUACAUACAGUCCAGUAUAGGCUACACAGAGGAACAAACAGAGAACUUGCUUCCUCCUUGGAUGGAUAUCCUGAGAUCUCCGGCAGUGUGGGCUAUUGUAGCCGCUCACUUUGCUGAGAACUGGGGAUUCUACACAUGGCUUACUGAACUACCCAGCUUCAUGAAGUAUGCGCUGAAUUUUGACUUGCAAAGUGCUGGGUAUUUAGCAGCUCUCCCUUACUUUGUGAUGGGUGUGGUGGUGAUGAGCUGUGGGUUACUGGCCGACUAUCUCCUGGCACGCUGCCAAAUAUCAGUUGUUGCUAUUAGGAAAAUUUUCACAUGUGGAGCUUUCCUGUGUCAGCUGGUGUUUAUGGUAGCCGCUGGAUAUGUCAUGACCCCAGUGUCGGCCAUUGUUUGCCUGACAAUUGCUGUAGGACUUGGAGGUUUUGCCUGGGGAGGAUUCAGUGUCAACCAUCUGGAUAUUGCUCCACAGUAUGCCAGUAUUUUAAUGGGAAUAUCCAACACAUUUGCAACUAUUCCUGGAAUAGUCAGUCCGGGACUAACUGGUGUUAUAGUCAGUGACCAGCAUGAUAAGAGCGAAUGGCAGAUUGUGUUCUACGUAGCAGCUGGAAUAUACCUGGCUGGGGGUGUGAUUUAUGGGCUGUUUGCCUCUGGACACAGACAGCAGUGGGCUGAGGUCCCAACGGGGUACAUGUCACAGGUGGACGAGAACAUCAGGGACGAUCUCUAAAGUAGAAAACAUUAAAAGAGGGAGAAUUUCGGUAUUAGGCGAUAUAUGUGUUAGAUGUCGACCUUUAGUUUAUAUCUAAGGUUAGGAUUUUGAUUAGGCAAUAAAUUAGGCUUUAAGUAAACUGUGCUUUUUUUUAGUGUGAACUAUAGAGGGAAACAUAGUGCUAUGCUUGACUGUGAAGUAAAGAGGGAACUCUGGGACUGAGGACAAUGUGUAGGGGUUGAGUACGAAGCCUCCAUGUUGGAUUUUAACUUAGUAAAUUACUGUAAAGGACUUUAUUUUCAAAAACAUUAUUUUUACAUAAUUUGGGAGGUUCUUUUCUCACUAAAAUUUGAAUAAUUGUGGAUAUAUAUUCAGUGUUACAAAAUGAAAUUAAUGUUCAUGAAAAUUAUGUUUUGUUAAAAAAUAUAACGGGGUAUUAUUACAGAAAUGAAAUCACUUCAAAUAUAAGUAAUUUAAUUAAGGUACCUUUUCAAAAAAUAAUAUAACUAGGCUAAAAUUAAAUACAUGUAUCUAGAAUUAUUUUGGUAUUGAUGUCAUAUUGUGUUCUUAAUUUCUCGAAUCCAUUUUGAGAACCAAUUGAAUGUAAACUGUAACUACCCACCCAGAGUUUCAAAAUAGAGUCGGAGGGGCAGAUAAAGAUAAUGUCUUUCUACCCACCCAGAGUUCCAAAAUAGAGUCGGAGGGGCAGAUAAAGAUAAUGUCUUUCUACCCACCCAGAGUUCCAAAAUAGAGUCGGAGGGGCAGAUAAAGAUAAUGUCUUUCUACCCACCCAGAGUUCCAAAAUAGAGUCGGAGGGGCAGAUAAAGAUAAUGUCUUUCUACCCACCCAGAGUUCCAAAAUAGAGUCGGAGGGGCAGAUAAAGAUAAUGUCUUUCUACCCACCCAGAGUUCCAAAAUAGAGUCGGAGGGGCAGAUAAAGAUAAUGUCUUUCUACCCACCCAGAGUUCCAAAAUAGAGUCAGAGGGGCAGAUAAAGAUAAUGUCUUUCUACCCACCCAGAGUUCCAAAAUAGAGUCAGAGGGGCAGAUAAAGAUAAUGUCUUUCUACCCACCCAGAGUUUCAAAAUAGUGUCAGAGGGGCAGAUAAAGAUAAUGUCUUUCUACCCACCCAGAGUUUCAAAAUAGAGUCGGAGGGGCAGAUAAAGAUAAAAGUCUUCUACCCACCCAGAGUUUCAAAAUAGAGUCAGAGGGGCAGAUAAAGAUAUUUUUGAAGAUAAUAUUUCAGUAUUAUUUUGGAUUAAUAAUAUUUCAGUAUUAUUUUCGAUUAUUAGUAGGUUUUAUUGAUGAAGUGGUCUUUAUUACAUUUUGUCUAUAUUUUUACAAAUUUUUGAAGUCUGGUGUUAAACUGAUAGUAUUCACAUCCCCAUACAGAUAUUAUUUCCUAAGUAAGUAAGCUACAACAUCAUAAAAAAAAUUGUAUUUAUAGAGAGAGUCAAUCACAAGUUUAUAUAUUAUUGGCCAUAUUGUUUGUAUUAUUGAGAAUAUUUAUUUAUACAACUUUAGCAAUUGAAGCUGUGUCUUUCAGUUUGUAAUUAUCAAUAAGAAUAUAUUUAAAACACCAUCCAUAUUUAUAUUAUUUCCAGGUACAGGCAUUUAUCUAUGGUUAUACUAUAUUCAUGUUUACACAAUGUGUGAUAAUGAAAGCUUUAUCUCAUACAGUGAUUAUAUGACUGGUUUUGUGGUACUUUUGUCACGAUCAGAUGGAUUUUAACUUCUUCCAAUUGUUCAACAGCAGUUCUUUGAUUAACAAGUUUCAAGUUUUUUAUAUAAAAUUUAUAUAGCUGAUACAAAAUGAUGAAAAGUAUGAGUAUACUUUGGGCUUAAAGUACGAACUUUACUACAAAGAGAUACAAUUGUGAAUCCACUGUUGCAUUAUAUGAAGGGCAGAUAACUCUGUAUUUUCCUUCUUGGAUUUUUUUUUUAGAAAAUAGAAGGAUUUUUUGCCAAUUAUCUUUUGAUAGAUGAUAUUAAACUACUCAAUAUACCUUUUAGUGUGUGUGAGGAGAGAGAGUGUCAUACUAGAAUCAGGUUGUCUAUAUUUUUUAACUUUUGGUAGAAAGAUAUGGUUCUGGGGCCAAAAGCAAUUUCUGUUUCACAUUGAGUCACCAUACACAGAGAAACUCAUUAUGGGUGAGGAAUCCCCUAUCAACUUUAUGCCCAAAAGGUCAAAGGUAAAGCAAACUGAACUCUUGAUAUAAGAAAAUGUCUUUCAUAAGUGACUGUACCAUUUUCACUUGGAUUCACAACACACAAUUGUCAGAGAAGCACACCACUACCUAAUGUAUCUCUUCCCUUUUUAUUUUUUUGUUUUGUUUUACAUGAAUGAUAGGCAAAGAUUUAUGUGUUCAUAUUCAAUAUUUGUCCUCUCUAGGAACAGAAAUAUAAUUCUGAAAUAUUGCAUAAAGGGCAGGUAACUUUGUAUUUGCUCAGCAAACAUGGGGUGAUCUUACCUUUUUUGUACUACAUGUGUAUUAUGCUCCUUGUGGAGCCUCAGUGAAAUAAAAAAGUUUCAAAGGAGCAUUUUAAUACCAUAUAUCUAUUUGUAGAAAGUGUUGUGUUCAGAUUCAUUUUGCAUUUCAUAAUUUACAUCUUUUUAGUUUUUACAUAUCAAUGAUUAUUUCCACAAAAACCUCUCGGUGAUAAAUCACUUGAUUUCAAAACUGCAUGUCUGAUCAUAGGGGGACUGCUAUAAUUCAUUACAUUCCAAAUGAAAAUAGUUAAAAUAACAUUACAGAUGUCAGUUUUUGAAAUCAUUCUUUACAGCCGCUCACAUAGUUAUACAUGCAUGUACUUGUAUUGCCUUAACUCCAUCACCAUCAGGAAAACUUCGCUUUCUUCAUAAGCAAAUACGAUUGACAUCUUUUUCUUUCUUUUUUUUGUCCGCAGAAAUUAUACCAACAAAUAGGAAAUAUUUGAAAUGGUAAAAUCCUAUAAAUUUCAAAACAGCUAUACAGUCAAACCUUGUUAUCUCAAACUCAAUGGGGCAGAGAAAAAAUUUCAAGAUGUCCGAUGGUUUGAGAUAUUGAAUUUAAAAUACAUAAAGAAAAUGUAGUUCGGACAGGACUUCGAACUCACUUCAACAUAUCCAUGGUAUUCGAGAUAUCGAUGAUCAAGAUAUCGAAGUUCAACUGUGUUUACAUAUGUUGAUUAUCUAUGAUAAAUUUUCAAUAGACAUCAAUCCCUUAAGAUAGAAGGGCAGAUGUUUUCCCUCAUGUUUGUAAUCUUAGGCCAGCCUUUUAAGAAAGGCCAUAUGUAUCACAACAAAUCAAUAGUAGAUGAGACUAUUAGCAAUUUUUUUUUGAGUCCAAUGUGAUUAGUUCACAUCUCAUUGAUAGUAGUGUUGCAGUAUAAUAUUGAUGUUAAUUUAUGUGUGCUAUGGUGUAGGGAUAAUUGAUAUUGAAGAUGAUAAUAAGGUUAUCAUCCAACUACACAUAUAAAAUGUUCAUCUGGAUCAAGGAAAAUAAGGUUAUAGAUGUACCAGUUUUAGCACCUUUUAAAACCCAUUAAAAUGGACAAUUAAGGCAAUUUCACAUAUUUUUUUUAAAAAGGGGGGGGGGGGCAGAUGUCUUGGGUUGAGAAACAGCAUUCCUGGAUGUUAACCCACAAUCAUUAUAGAAUGUGCCAUGGUUAUGAUGAAAAAGGGAAAAGUAUAUGUAAUGCAAAUUAUUUGUGACCUGAAUACAUGUAUUAGACUGUUACUAUUUACCACAAGAGGGCAAAAAAUGCAAUUUAUAGCAAAUAUGACUAUACCAAUUAUCCAGGCCACUGAUCAGGUGACAAAAUAACAUACAUUGCACAUCGACAAUUGGUUCAAAUAGACUGGGGUUAUUUUCACCUAUUUAUGUUGAUUAGAAUUGCUAAUAGAAUUUUAAAAAGUUAGAUAUGGUGAUUGAUAGAAAAUAAUAAAUGAGAUGCUGUGUAAUAUUCUCUGCUUAAGGUGAGGGAGUUUAGGUAUUUCGGGGACAUGUAUAUUCUGUGUAUCUUCCAUUAGACAAUCUUAGCUUUGUCCAAGAUGUGUUUUAUUUCUGGUGCAAAUGCAAUGUGUGCACUAAUAGAGUGAUCAUGCCAAAGGAGAUCGACAAUCGUUAAUGACCAGGAUCUAGAAAUCAACAAUAGAAAGUGAAAGUAGAAUAUGAUCAGCAAAACCAGUGAAAAGUAAUUAAAAUUUUCAACUUUAGUUUAUAAGUAUCGUAGUCUGUUCUUAGAGGUUGAAAUAAAAUUGAUGAAAUCCAGAGUUUUAUGUUAACUUUAGUCAUGUACAUUUGCUUAUAGAGAAUUCAUGCAUUUUCCAAUCAGAGAUCUGACGGUGUGGUGAAUGAAGAGAGAGAAAGAGAGAGAGAGUUGUAUUGUUAUCUGUACAUGUAUCAAUCUUGUGAAAUAGAUGCCUUUGAAAAGUAAAAAAUUGAUAAAACAUCUUCUCCAGGGAACAUUUAAAGAAGGAUGUGUUCAAUAAUUUUUGUGUAAUUAUAUUUGUGAUGCAUAUUUUUGCCUUUGCAUUGAAUAUCUUUCAGGAAUUUCACAAAAUUCUGUCCUAUCAGGUGUUUUUUCCCCAGCUGUUGUUAUUGUAUGAUGUUACUAAAUGUUCUAUAUUUAUUUGUUGAUGUUGUACACAUUUUUAUUUUUGAUAGUACGGAGAGCUGAUUGUGGAGAUGUGACAGUGGUAGAUACUAUACCCAGUAAAUGUGUCCUCAAUAUUUAUGUUGUUUUUAGAUAUGUAGUGAUGAAUCGUUGUUACUGAUCUCAAUGUAAUGCCAUGAAAUCAAUGUUGUUACUGAUUCUACAAUUAAAUUUUGUUGAAGAAAUGUUA